Messenger RNA from Ostreococcus tauri, 663 nucleotides. Its product is annotated as Peptidyl-prolyl cis-trans isomerase,FKBP-type,domain. Gene Ontology annotation, molecular function: peptidyl-prolyl cis-trans isomerase activity. The transcript has a single exon. The record is from RefSeq and is a predicted model, not a curated record. Lineage: Eukaryota; Viridiplantae; Chlorophyta; Mamiellophyceae; Mamiellales; Bathycoccaceae. The coding region runs from base 1 to 663 and encodes 220 amino acids.
AUGUCCGCCGCGCGCGCGCGCGGGUUCGCGAUCGGAUGGACGACGACGCGCGCGCGACGGGCGACGCGACGGGCGAGCGAACGACCGAGCGAGGAGGCGCCGAGCGUGGAUUUCGUCGGAACCAUUCUCCAAGACGUCCGAAAGGGACAGCAAGGAUUCGCGACGCGACUCUCCGUCGUCGGCGCCGACGCGGCGGCGGUGGACGGAUGUCCGGUCGUGGGUGACAUCGUGCGCAUCGCGUUCGGGGUGGAGACGGCGGAGGGUGAGGUGCUCAGGGACGACGGCGCGGAGGAAGCGGUCACGUUCGAGGUCGGCGCGAGCGACGUCAUGGGUAAUCCUCUGUUCAAGGCGUUCGAUGAAGCGGUGAGAGGGAUGAAGGUGGGUGAACAAGCGACCGUGAGCGCGAGCGGGGGGGAUUACGAUCCGAAUCUGUUGUUCAGCGUUCCGGCGGAUCACGCGGAGAUCGACCGCCUGCGCGCCGAGUGGAGCGAUAAAGGCGGCUUGGUGGAAGGCCUUACGGUGACCCUGGUGAACGGGCAGCCCGCAGUGGUGCGUAAGAUGGAAGACACUAGAGUCGUUCUCGACGCCAAUCACCCUUUCGCGGGAUCUGACAUCAUGUUCCAGAUUCGUUUGCUCGGCUUGAACGAGGAGACGGAUGGAUAG